GACAAAUUUACAAAAUCUCUCGCUCCGUCUACUAAUUUGUUAUAAUUUAUUAUUAACAAAGAAAAAAUGUUUUCGAUUAAUUUCAUUUCUUUAAUUAGCUAUUUUGUGUUAGGAAUUAUAGGAUGGAUUACUUAUAAAAUAUUUAUUUGGCCAUUUUAUAUUUCUCCUUUGAGAAAAUUUCCUGGUCCACCAUCUGAAAGUUCACUUUACGGAAAUCUCAAAACACUUAUGACAGAAGAGUCCGGUGUACCACAACUUAGAUGGAUUAAAAAAUAUGGAAACGUUAUAAAAUAUCAUGGAUUAUUUAAUAAUCCAAUUCUUCUUAUCGCAGAUACAAAAUUAGUUCAAGAAAUUACAUUAAAUAAAGCAUAUGAUUUUAUUAAGCCUCUUAAUGCGUCUGGUAUUUCACUUAUUGGUAGAGGUCUCAUAUAUGCAGAAGGCGAUGACCAUAAGAGACAAAGAAAAUUGUCGAAUCCAGCUUUUACGUAUAGUAACGUCAAAGAAAUGGUACCAUCAUUUGUUCGUAUAGGUUCUACCUUAAAAGGUUUGAUAGAAGAGAAGUUAAACUCAGGAGAAACUAACAUUAACCUUACUCCUUACAUCUCAAAAGCUACUUUGGAUGUUAUUGGCUUAGUAGGAUUUAAUUAUGAAUUUAAUUCAUUAACGUCCCAAAAUGAAUUAGCAAUAGCUUAUGAUUCUAUUUUUAAUAACCCAGUAACUACUUUACGCAUUGUUCUUAAUCUCUUAUCGAAUUAUGUUCCAUCGGUAAGAGAGAUUCCACUAGAAGCAAAUAAAAGAUUUAAGAAUGCGUGCGCAACUAUUGACCGUGUAUCAAAGAGGUUGGUUGAAGAAAGAUAUAACGAGGCUAAAAAUGGAGAAUUAAAAGGAAAGGAUUUAUUAUCUUUGUUAAUCAAUAUCAAUAAUAAACUACCCGCUGAAGAAAAAAUGACUGAUGAUGAACUAAAAUAUCAGGACACGAAACAACAAGCAUAUCAACUUGCUGGGCUUUGUAUUCACUUGCACAACAUCCACAUGAACAAGACGUUGCGUGAAGAGUUGGUUAAAGCCUUUCCUGAUAAAUCAAAAUUCAAUCCUACAUAUGAUGAGAUUAAUUCUUUGGAAUAUUUAAAUUGUAUAGUUAAAGAAUCUUUAAGAUUAAAUGCUCCAGCAUCAAAUAUUAGACGAAUUAACCUUAAAGAUGAAGUUUUGGGGAAUUAUUUCAUUCCAAAGAAUACCGAAAUAUCAUUGUCAAUUUCAACAAUUCAUAAAUUACCUGAAAUUUGGGGUCCAACAGCCGAUGAUUUUGAUCCAAAAAGAUGGUUGGAUCCUUCAUUAGUGAAUAAUAUAUCAAACUUAAAUUAUUUACCUUUCUAUAAUGGUCCAAGAAAUUGUAUAGGUAGUAAAGUAGCUUUAACUGAAUUUAAAAUAUUGUUAGGAAUAUUGAUUAGAAAUUUUGUUUUUAAACCAAUUGAAGGAUUUCAUAUUAGAAAAAGAGCUUUUCCUGCACCCAAACCUGAUCCAUACCUUGGAUUAGCUGUAUCCAUAGUUGAAUCUUAAAACAAAAUAUUGUUUUAAUUUAGAUAUUUUGCUUAGUAUAUAUAACAUAUCAUAUAUUAUUAAUAAAA
Messenger RNA from Rhizophagus irregularis DAOM 181602=DAOM 197198, 1625 nucleotides. RefSeq lists its product as uncharacterized. Gene Ontology annotation, molecular function: oxidoreductase activity, acting on paired donors, with incorporation or reduction of molecular oxygen; heme binding; monooxygenase activity. The record is from RefSeq and is a predicted model, not a curated record. NCBI's taxonomy places the organism in Eukaryota, Fungi, Glomeromycota, Glomeromycetes, Glomerales, Glomeraceae.